AUGUCACCAGUCGAUAUUUCAUUUAUUCAUUCUGAGCUCGUUGACAGGGAGGAAGUUGCUCGUGUAUGUGCAACUACCCUUCCUGUUCGUAAAAGCAAGUACAGUCCUCUGGUAGAGAAAGCGGUCCUCGAGUUCCAGCAGCAGUGGCAGGAAGAGGUCGGAUUUGCGUACUGUGGUGCAACUUCGCCGCAGGGCCCUGUCACUGUCUUCUUUCCUCCUGAAACUAAACAAGAUCGUGUUGAGAUCUUUGCCAAGCUCAUUGAGUAUUUCUUCGCUUAUGACGACGUUCUCACUGCCCCAGGAAGUGCCAAGACUGGCGAAGAGCAGUCAUCAGACUCUAUUGGAUGGGAAGUGCGCAAAGGAACGACGAGUCGCGUUCGAAUCAGCGCAAUGAAACAGAUCCAAUCCGAAGUGUUCUUGCGUCUUCUCGAGAUCGACAGAAAACGCGGGAACCUCAUUCUUCGAGCUAUCAACGAUUUAUCUCGAGUCCACGGAACGAUCGGCUCGCGUGACCUCAGAACCUGGGACGACUUAGUGCAGUAUCGGGCCGACGAUUAUGGGGCAGAGCUCAAUAUCAUGUCGAUUAUCUACUGCUGCGAGCUGGACCUGACGCAGGGUGAUAUCCAGGCGUUAAAAGAAAUUUGGUCGCCUGCGACUGCUGCAGCGGCGCUGGUUAAUGAUCUGUAUAGCUUCAAUAGGGAGGUGAUUUUGGAACCCGACACAGAUACGGAUACGACUAUCACAACACCAAACUCUGUCUGGUAUCUGAUGAAAACACUGAACUUGAGUGUCUCGCAGGCAAAAGAAUUCCUGGUGAAAGACAAGAUAUUGCCCUUGGAAAGAGAGUUCAUUGCCAAAAAGGCCGAGUACCUGGCCAACAUGAAUCCGCUGACACCCAAGUCAGGCGAUAUUAUUUAUUUCCUGGAAAUGGUUGGUUUAGGUUUGUCUGGAAACUGGUAUUGGCAUGCUAUUGCUGAUCGCUUCCAUCGAUGGGCUGAAUUGCUCCAACUGCCGCCUGCUAAGUUAUUCGAUUAUGAUGAGGCCACAGCAACCUGUGCUACCUUUUUGAACACCCAAUCUUUGAGGGGCAGGAAAAAUCGGAUCCUGGAGUCCACUGAGAGUCUGCAGGCAAUGACAGAUGACCCAUACUAUAAGGUACUUCAUCAGCCGAUUGAUUAUCUUCGGAGCGUACCAUCGAAGAACAUAAGAGGCACCAUCAUCCAAGCGUUGAAUCUAUGGCUCAACGCACCGGAAUCGGCAGCAGCUCAGGUGGAAGACUUGAUCGGACAUCUUCACGAGUCAUCGCUACUACUUGAUGACAUCCAGGAUAGCUCAGAGCUCAGACGCGGUCGGCCAUCUGCCUAUCGCGUCUUUGGGGUACCACAAACCAUCAAUGCUGCAACCCAUGCACUUACACUUGCGUUUGAGAAGGUUGUCCCACUGAUGAAGCCAGACAGCUCACACGUAUUUUUCGACGAGCUGCGCAACCUUCAUGUUGGACAAGCGAUGGACCUCUACUGGACACGCUCUGGAUAUCGCCCUUCGAUUGCAGAAUACCUGGAAAUGAAUCGGUUGAAAACCGGGGCGCUGUUUUGCCUCGCGAGCAAUCUAUUAUCUAACCAAGGGUCAUUUUCAGCUGGAGCUAUCAAGCAAACUGAUCUAAACGAUCUUAUGAUCUCUCUGGGUCAAUAUUUCCAGGCUCGAGACGACUAUAUUAAUCUGGCAUCAACCAAGUAUCAAGAGCAAAAGGGUUUCGCUCAGGAUCUCGACGAAGGCAAAUUGUCGCUUCCAUUGAUUCACCUUUUGACACAGUCGCCGAACGCGGCACUGAUCGAGAAUAUCCAGCAGGAACGAGCGAGGAACAACAAGCUGCCAGCUGAUCUGAAACAGCUGAUCUUGGAUGAAAUGCGUGAUCAGAAAAUAAUGCAGCUCACCGAAGAGACACUGAAUGGUUUAGAGGCCAAGGUGUACCGAUACCUGGAAAGACUGGAAGUUUCCGCUGGGAUCAAGAACUUUACGUUCCGGUUCUUGCUGGAUAGAUUGAGGGAGAUGUGA
This is a messenger RNA of Aspergillus tubingensis, 2055 nucleotides long. Its product is annotated as bifunctional terpene synthase/polyprenyl synthetase family protein. Lineage: Eukaryota; Fungi; Ascomycota; Eurotiomycetes; Eurotiales; Aspergillaceae. The record is from RefSeq and is a predicted model, not a curated record. The transcript has 9 exons. Gene Ontology annotation, biological process: isoprenoid biosynthetic process. Gene Ontology annotation, molecular function: prenyltransferase activity. Bases 1 to 2055 code for a protein of 684 amino acids.